Messenger RNA from Hibiscus syriacus, 720 nucleotides. Its product is annotated as zinc finger protein 1-like. Lineage: Eukaryota; Viridiplantae; Streptophyta; Magnoliopsida; Malvales; Malvaceae. The record is from RefSeq and is a predicted model, not a curated record. The transcript has a single exon. Bases 1 to 720 code for a protein of 239 amino acids. Gene Ontology annotation, biological process: negative regulation of abscisic acid-activated signaling pathway.
AUGGAGCCUCAAAAACCAUCAGAGCCUUCUCUCUCUGAAACUUCGACAAUUAUCUCAGCCACGAAUGGCUCACCCUCCAUCCUCAGAGCCACAAUGGAAUUGGAAACUACCCACAAAGAAGAAGAAAAGCAACCGCAAUACAAAGAAGAAGAUGAUCCCGUACUGGAUCUGCGCCUCUCCAAUCAAGAAUCGAGCCAAGAGCUGAAUUUCAUCGACUGUUUCAAGGUGUUGGACUCAUCCUCUGAUCAUGAUCAAGAUCAAGGUAAUGAAACUGAGCCUAAAGCAUUUUCAUGUAACUACUGCCAGAGAAAAUUUUAUAACGCACAGGCACUGGGAGGCCACCAAAAUGCACACAAACGAGAGAGAACACUGGCGAAACGAGGCCACCGGAUUGCUGGAGGUGGUGCAGCGGUACGAUAUUAUAGCAUGGCCUCACUUCCUCUGUAUAGCUCUAAUUUCUAUAAAUCACUUGGAGUUCAAGAGCACUCCAUGAUCCACAAGCCAUCUUUUGCUCCAUGCCGUAAUGGAUGGUCUAGACGGCCCGUUGAUCGAACACGCCCAAUAGGGAAUCUUUUGAAUCGAGGAGGUAAUGACACUGUUAGAUUCGAGGACAGUGUACUUCCAGCCAUGGAGGGAACCGGAGGAUUUUUGUGGGAUACUGUUAAGCAUUUCAAUAGUAAAAAAGAUGAGUUGAAGCUUGACUUGUCUUUGAAGCUCUAA